Globicephala melas (long-finned pilot whale) is the source of this 3671-nucleotide messenger RNA. It is a transcript of the gene IER3, whose product is annotated as immediate early response 3. Gene Ontology annotation, cellular component: nucleus. Gene Ontology annotation, biological process: negative regulation of apoptotic process; DNA damage response. NCBI's taxonomy places the organism in Eukaryota, Metazoa, Chordata, Mammalia, Artiodactyla, Delphinidae. The record is from RefSeq and is a predicted model, not a curated record.
CAGGAGACCAGAGUGGAGGAUGCAGAAAAGAAGGGAAGGAGUGGAGAAGCAGGGAGGACAAGAGUCGGCGCUGCGCCCGCCGGCCGCAGGGCAUACUGGGAAUUGGAGUCUUGUCUUUCCCCACCCGGGGGCAAGCUGAAGCGCGUCUGACUACAACUCCCAAAAGGCACCGCGGGGAAGCCUAGAGGGGAGAGGCUGGCUUUUACUUCAGAGAGUCGAGGGCACCAGAGGUUGGGCCGCUUUGUUCCGCGUAGCUCUCCGCCUUCUCGGCCAACGGCAAAUCUAACCGACCUGAGCUGGAGUGGGGACGCUGGGAGUAGAAAUGCCCUGAGAGCUUCCUGGCGGAGGUGCAGAAAAGACAUGGUGGUGAGGCGCUUGAGUUUGGAGACGCACGAAACUGGGUUCUUUGAGCUCAGUUGCUCCCCGUGAAAUCGGAAUAAUGCGCUUUCCAGAGCAUUUUCUCGAAUUAGGAGUUAAUUCGAUCCAGUGCGCCUUCCUCGGCACACUAGAAGACGAAAGCUCAAUGAGAUUAAGAAAUUUGCCCACAGCCAGACAUCUAGAAAGUGCCCGAACUGGGAGUUGAAGUUCAUUUGCCAGUGACCAGGAAUCAAAAUGACCCAGGGAUGGUACCCGCUCUGCAGUGACCAGGCCUGGGGAACUGCACUGCUUCUCGUGAUGGUUUUGCACUCCGGGGAGAACCAGAAUACCGGUUUCCUAGUUGCUCAUCUCAGGACUUAAUGAAGCUCAGGUUCUUUAUGUCUUGGCACAGAAGGAAUUCAGCGAGAGGCAAAGUGAUAGGUUUUUGGACUCUGCUGUGAAGACUGGUUUGCUGGUAUGCCAGAGGCAAGAUGCUAAGAAGCCCAGCUUUGCUCACCAACUUCUGCAUCACAUCUGGUGAGGGGCGUUGGAGUCUCUCCCCAAGGUGGGGUUUGGGAGGCUUCUAAUUUCCAAGACAAAACCAGUCUUGAUCUGGCCUUACCUGGGGGCAGUUGUUGAAGUUCUGAAAAUACCCAGUACAGAGCACCUGGGCGCAGUUCUCACGGAUGCCGGCAGCCAAUACCGUCUGAGAGGCUGCUCUUGAAAAGGCCCAGCUCUCCACAUGUCCUGGAGAAACUGGAUCCCCUCUUUUUUCUCUGAGUCCCCAGAGGUCCAAGCGCCAUCCAAGAGUAAAAUGGAAGAGAAAAACAGAAGACUUUUGAACAUAUUCCUAAAAGCUUGGUGGCAAGCCUCUGGGGCUUUAAGCAAGGGAUAGACAUGCUCACACUCAGAUCUGGGAAGGCUCACUCUGGCUGAAACUCGGAGAAGGGAUCUGACCAGGGCAAGACUGGAGGCAGUGAGAUAAGAGCACUGUGGUGGAUGCUAGGGUCAUCUGAAUAAACAAGAAAACCAGUCAUGGACCUUACGUCAAGUCAAGUGGCCAAGACAGACGUUAAACACACGAGGACAAAAAUUAUGGUUUAUUUCUAGUUGUGUAACCCAGACACCAUGCAAGAGAGGCCCAAUCUAGACCAAGGGAGAGGAACCGAGGCCCCCAGCCAAUAGCCAGCAUCCACUGCCAGACGUGUGAAUGAAGGAUCCUGCAGACGGAUGGUUCCAGUCUCCAGCUUUCGAGUCUUCCAGCUUCGACCCCAGACAUCAUGGAGGAGAGGCAAGCCAUCUCCACCCCCACUGCACUCCAUCCAAACUCCUGAUCCACAGAGCCCAUAAAGCCCCAGGCCUCUUUCCCAUUCCUUAGCUGAAGAUGGCAUGUAAGCCUCAAUUGCCCGACUGACUGCCUUUGAGUCUCCAGUCUUCAUGGGCUCCUGUAAGUACGCAAUUAAAUUUGUUUUCUCCUGUUAAUCUGUCCUAUGUCUAAUUAUUAGACCAGCCAAAGAAACUAGAAGGAAAGGAGAAAUUUUUCCGCCUCUACAAUGUGGUGUGUGUGUGUGCUUGUGUGUGUGUGUGUGUUGUGUGUGUGUGCUAAAGCAGGCAGGGUUGUGUCUGUCUGUGUGUGCUAGGGUGUUCAUUUCUCUUAGGCAUCUUGGCUAUUUCUGUAGUGACUUCUCUCCUAGGCUGUGUGUUUUCCAUGUUUCCUACAAACUUGUGAAUGUGCACCUGUAACUGUGGUUCCUUGACUUUGCUGGGUCAGUAUUGUAGUAGGAUGGGCAGACUUCCUUAUGUAAGCCUUCCUGCCUCUCCAGAGAUGGGGCUUGUGGCUGAACCUUCUCAAACUGUCUGUGAGCCCCUCUCCAGCAGCCACAUGUCCCGACAUGUGCCCGCAGUCCGGAAUUUUACCCGCCUCCACUCACAAAUCACACACUCACGACACACACUUAGGCGCCUACGGUUGCACUGGCCAAGUCUCCACCCCCUCCCUUUGCUUAAACUUCGGAAUUUCCAGCCGACCGGCCAACCGCUCCCAGCAGCGGGUGGAGUUGAGAAGGGCCCGCCCAGUUCUCGGGGUACAAAACUAGCUCUGCAGGACUGCGCGGCCACUUGUCCUUCAGCUCUGCGCACAAUGUGUCACUCUCGAAGCUCCCUCCCCACCAUGACCGUCCUGCGGGCUCCGACCUCGGUCCCCUCCACCAGCCCGGGACCCCAACGGGGCUCCGGCCCCGAGAUCUUCACCUUCGAUCCUCUCCCGGAGACCGCGGUGGCCCCCGCUGCGCGCCCCAGCGCCUCCCGCGGGCACCGAAAGCGCAGCCGUAGGGUCCUCUACCCACGAGUGGUCCGGCGUCAGCUGCCAGUCGAGGAUCCGAACCCUGCCAAAAGGCUGCUCUUUCUCCUGCUCACCAUCAUCUUCUGCCAGAUCCUGAUGGCUGAAGAGGGUGUGUCGACACCCCUGGUCCCGGAGGACACCCCCAGCGCGCAGUCCCCCGCGCCCACCGUUGUGCCCCCGGUCCUCGAGCCCCUUAAUCUGACCUCGGAGCCCUCGGACUACGCUUUGGACCUCAGCACUUUUCUCCAGCAACACCCUGCCGCCUUCUAACCGGACUCUCCACACCCCCAGAAGAAUCUGAAAAACCAAGAAACACUGGGUGUACCUGGUGGGAGAAAGAGCGUAUCCCAAACUGGGACUCCCAAGGCAACUCGCACUCAGAACACUACAGCGGAGAUGCCAGCCCGAGCCUGGGAGAGACAGGCACCGACACGCCGGGGCUAGGCCGGGUGGCAGGAGACUUACCCGGCUAGGCCGGGUGGCAGGAGAGCGUCGUUAUUUCUCAUUGCUCCUAAUAAUAUUUAUAUGUAUUUAUGUGUGUCCCCCUAGGUGAUGGAGGGGUGUAUGUAAUAUUUAUUUUAACUUAUGCAGGAGUGCGAGAUGUGCUCCUUGCUGCAAAUGCAGAUCUCUGGGUAUUUAUUGGGCUCUGGGGGAUUGGUGGAGGCCGGCGCCCAGAACUGAACGAGGCUGGGAAGAGGGAUGGAGGAAACCCGGGUCCGAGAAGGCGCCCGGGCUGGGAGUCAAGGACGGUGGUGGGUCGUAGUAGGUUUAGCAGGUGACAUACUCAGCCCUCCAGCAUCUCAACUCGCGGGUCUACUGUGUGAGGCUUCGGCGGACCGUUGAGAAUAAGGUCCUUGGCCUUCGAUCUCCUCGAAGUUGCCCCCAAGGGGUGGCUGCGGGGUCGAUGGGCUGUCAGGGGGUGGCUAUGGGGUCGCCCGGUAUGUUCUGUGAACACAAAUAAACUUGAUUUACC